Parathielavia appendiculata is the source of this 2346-nucleotide messenger RNA. RefSeq names its product dihydrolipoyl dehydrogenase. The transcript is spliced from 5 exons. Lineage: Eukaryota; Fungi; Ascomycota; Sordariomycetes; Sordariales; Chaetomiaceae. Gene Ontology annotation, molecular function: dihydrolipoyl dehydrogenase (NADH) activity; flavin adenine dinucleotide binding. The record is from RefSeq and is a predicted model, not a curated record. The coding region runs from base 406 to 1920 and encodes 504 amino acids. Gene Ontology annotation, cellular component: oxoglutarate dehydrogenase complex; mitochondrion.
GCCGGCGUUACUAUCGCUUUCCCGUGGACGCUUUCCCGUGAACGAUUUCCAAGCCGCAUGAUGAGAGCGAACAUAUCCCGGAUUCUAGGUGCGGGAUUUGACGGCUUAUCGAAGGCUACGCGCAGGUUUUAGUGGCGGGAGUCGCAGAAUUAGCGGCUUGGGAGCCAAGCAACGUGCUGGAAUCCCCGGCUUGUGCUGGACUCGCCUCUUGCGGCGGUUGGACGGAACAAAUAUCGAUGUGGACCAUUUUUUUUUAUCUCGGAACUGCAGUUUCCCAGAAACCCCAACAAUCUCCAAGUUUCGUGACGCACCCGCCAUCGUCACAUUUGUCUGUGUAUUCGGCUUUGGGGAGUUCUUUCAUUCACAUUCCUUUGCACUGUCCGUGUUCUACCACGUACAGCCAGCAUGCUGUCGCAGAGAUUAAUAGGCCGCGCCGCGGUCAAGUCCGCGUUCAAGCCGUCAGGCUUACCGUCAAUUGUCUCCGCGUCGCGAUGGAGCAGGAUGUAUGCCACCGAGGCUGAGAGGGACCUCGUCAUUAUCGGCGGCGGUGUCGCCGGCUAUGUCGCCGCCAUCAAGGCUGGCCAGGAGGGUAUGAAGGUUACAUGUAUCGAGAAACGCGGCGCCCUCGGCGGUACUUGCCUCAACGUCGGCUGCAUCCCAUCGAAAUCGCUCCUCAACAACUCGCAUUUGUACCACCAGAUCCUGCACGACUCAAAACAUCGCGGUAUCGAGGUCAACGACGUCAAGCUCAACCUGAAGCAGAUGAUGAAGGCCAAGGAGCAGUCGGUCGCGGGCCUGACCAAGGGCGUCGAGUUCCUGUUCAAGAAGAACGGCGUCCAGUACCUCAAGGGCAUCGGCUCGUUCCAGGACGAGCACACGGUCAAGGUGCAACUCAAUGAUGGCGGCGAGACGAGCGUCAAGGGCAAGAACAUUCUGAUUGCGACGGGCAGCGACGUCACCCCGUUCCCCGGCCUCGAUAUCGACGAGAAGAAGGUUAUCAGCAGCACCGGCGCCAUUUCCCUCGAGGAGGUGCCCAAGAAGCUGGCGGUGAUUGGUGGUGGCAUCAUUGGUCUUGAGAUGGCGUCGGUGUGGUCUCGUCUGGGCGCCGAGGUUACCGUCGUCGAGUUCCUUGAUGUCAUUGGCGGUCCCGGCAUGGACACCGAGAUUGCCAAGAAUAUUCAGAAGAUCCUGAAGAAGCAGGGCAUCAACUUCAAGACGGGCACCAAGGUCGUCAGCGGCGACAAAACUGGCGAGAGUGUCAAGCUCAACGUCGAUUCGGCCAAGGGCGGCAAGCCCGAGACGCUCGACGCUGACGUUGUCCUGGUCGCCAUCGGCCGCCGCCCGUACACGGCCAACCUCGGGCUCGAGAACAUUGGCCUCGAGCUCGACGAGCGGGGCCGCGUGAUCAUCGACUCGGAGUACCGCACCAAGAUCCCGCACAUCCGCUGCGUCGGCGACGUGACGUUCGGCCCCAUGCUUGCGCACAAGGCUGAGGAGGAGGCCGUGGCGGUUGUCGAGUACAUCAAGAAGGGCUACGGCCACGUCAACUACGGCUGCAUCCCCGCCGUCAUGUACACAUUCCCCGAGGUGGCGUGGGUGGGCCAGUCGGAGCAGGACCUCAAGAAGGCGGGCAUCAAGUACCGGGUCGGCACGUUCCCCUUCAGCGCCAACUCGCGCGCCAAGACGAACCUGGACACGGACGGUAUGGUCAAGAUGCUGGCCGACCCGGAGACGGACCGGUUGCUGGGCAUCCACAUCAUCGGCCCCAACGCAGGCGAGAUGAUUGCUGAGGGCACGCUGGCACUCGAGUACGGGGCGUCGAGCGAGGACAUUGCGCGCACCUGCCACGCGCACCCGACGCUCGCCGAGGCGUUCAAGGAGGCGGCUAUGGCGACGUACUCGAAGCCGAUCCACUUCUGAUGAGUUGAGUGGAGUGGGAUUGCGCGGCGGAGUGCGGGCCGGCGUAGCGGUUUUUCUUGUGUACCUGUGUACUUUAGCUUUGUUUUCCAUCUUCAAGGCAUCAUCAGUAAAUGGGCUUGGCUGGACAGCAGGAUUUUGAGAGUCUAAAAAGCCUAAUAUAGUCAAGCAGGCGAGCAGCGAGUUUUGUGUUUGCGUUUUCGAUGCGAUGUUUGCUGGGGGAUAUCCUUAGAUGGUGGACGGGGUUUAUAGCAAGCUGCCGUGUGGCAUGUGGGAAGAUAGAUAUUCACUUUGUUCAAGCAACGAGUAUAUCUUUCCUUACAGAUAUGUUCAUUGCUUGCUGUGUACGGAGCAGCGUACUAUUACUUAGUAUUGUAGUAGACUCACCCGAGGGCAUAAGACGAAGAAGGGCAGGAACGUCGAUUACAU